CAGAUAAUAAUCCGUAGUUAGCCCAAUUCGUUCGUCUUCUCCGACAAGCCGAAGCAGCAAUGAGCGAAGCGAAAGGAAAAAUGGAAGAACAGAAGCGCGGCACAUCGAGUCACCCGCCAAAUAUCUCCGACAUGAAACCCGUUACACACGAGGCUUACGGCGGCGGAAUGUACGGCAAGGACGACGUCGAAGACGGCGGGCAGGGGCAGAUGAGGAAGCCGCCGGCGAGCGAGACGCAGAGCGCCGAUGGGAUUUGGGACCGGCCGGCGGAGCCGAAGCACAAACCUCCUCCUUCCACCGGCGAUCGUGAUCUCGACAUCACAGGCCUGUCUUACAUCCAAUAAACAACUGAAAGGAAAUCUUUUUCUUAUGGAUGCUCGCAUUAGGAAUGAAUAACUCUAUCUCAUUUAUCUUGAAUUCAGAUCUAUGUUAUGUUUGCAGAGUUUUUGUUUAUAAAGAUCUCAAUGCAUAUUUAAUGGACGUGUAGAGGAAAAUUUUAU
Messenger RNA from Phalaenopsis equestris, 500 nucleotides. RefSeq lists its product as uncharacterized. The transcript has a single exon. Lineage: Eukaryota; Viridiplantae; Streptophyta; Magnoliopsida; Asparagales; Orchidaceae. The record is from RefSeq and is a predicted model, not a curated record. Bases 60 to 344 code for a protein of 94 amino acids.